Molecule: messenger RNA, 1062 nt
Organism: Fusarium oxysporum Fo47
Lineage: Eukaryota; Fungi; Ascomycota; Sordariomycetes; Hypocreales; Nectriaceae
Product: chaperonin 10-like protein
Exons: 5
Coding region: 1-1062 (353 amino acids)
Molecular function (GO): zinc ion binding; oxidoreductase activity
Source: RefSeq, a predicted model, not a curated record
AUGGCUACCAUGAAAGCAGUUGGCGUGGCCGAAUACGGCCCUGUUGAUAACUUCGAAUCACGUGACGUUCCGCGACCAGGUAAACCGACUGGCCGUGAUGUUCUGGUCAAAGUCCAGGCGUGUUCUGUCAAUCCAAUCGAUGUCAAAAUCCGGUCUGGAAUCUAUGACGAUGCUCCAGACUACUACAAGCAUGCCCCAAAGGGCUUCCAUAUCAUCGGAUAUGACGGUGCUGGAACUGUCUUAGAGGUUGGCCCUGAGUGCAAGUUCUUCAAGCCCGGUGACGAGAUCUCGUAUGUUGGUGCUUCAACGCGUCAAGGCAGCUAUGCGGAGUACCAGCUAGUCAGCGAAUUUCAUUGUGCUUCCAAGCCCAAGUCUCUGGACUUUGUGCAGGCUGCAAGCUUUGGCUUGACCUUUGGAACGGCCUACCAGUCUUUGCACCACCGGCUGGAGAUCAAGCCCAGCGAGAACGUGGGCAUUCUGAUCAUCAAUGGUGCUGGAGGAGUUGGAAGUGCUGCUAUCCAGCUGGCGCGCAAUGUCUUGAAUCUACCCAUAGUUGUUGCUACUGCGUCUCGGCCGGAAACAAUGGACUUUUGCAAGAAGAACGGCGCCACACAUGUUAUCAACCACCGAAAAGAUCUUGUGGAACAGAUCAAAGAUCUCAAUUUGAGCGUUCCGAUCAAGUAUGCCUACGUCUUGGCGAACACCGAGCAGUAUGUCGACGCUAUUGCCAAGAUCUGCGCGCCUUUCGGCAAAGCUUGCACCAUUGUCCAGGCUGAUGUCAGUCUCUACGGGACCGACUUCAUGUCAAAGUCAAUGACCUUCGCAUGGGAUUGGCUAGGUUCAGCUGCCUAUCAUCGUACGAAUGUCGAAGGCUAUCAUGAAAUGUUUGGUACCAUAGCGCGUCUGAUGGAUGAAAAGAAGCUGGUUCCUACCCUGGGCAAGCGGUACAAAUUGACGCUUGCUGGGCUGAAGGAAGCUCAUAGACAGGUCGAGUCUAAAACUACAAUAGGCAAGGUUGGCCUCGGGAUCAACGAGCCCGGCGAAGGGGCUCCCUUUGCUUGA